AUGGGGGUACCAAAGGCAUCUUUGAAGAGUAAGUCGACCGCCAAAGGCAACGCUGUUGAAAGCAGAAAAAAAACUGCUAAAAACCCUGCUUCCGGCAAUGAAAACAGGGAAGAUUUAGAAACUGGUCAAAAUGAUAGUCUGAACGGGAAUCUAGAUCGCAACAGUAAUGGUAAGGGUGAUUCUGAUGGCCAGAGUGAGGAAGAAUCCAGUGGGGAAGCUAGUGGGGAAGCUAGUGGAGAGGACUCCAGUGAAGAUGAGGAUUCAAGUGACGGCAGUGUGGACGAAGAUGAAGACGAUGACUUUCCCAAAAAGAAGAAAGCCAAGCUCGGAAAACAUAAUGAUGGAUCCUCUGACUUCUCCACAGCAAUCAAUGCGAUUCUAGGAUCGCAUCUCAAAGCGCACGAUCGAAAAGAUCCGAUCAUGGCGCGUAAGAAGAGUACGGCAAAGAAACUGGAAAGCGAUAAACUUGAGGCAAAAGCUAAAAGAGCCAUGCUGGUGGAGAAGAAGAAACUGCUGAAUAAAACUAGAACGAAGGAUAUCAUUCCGACGGUCUCUGCAGAAGCGGAUUCCGGGGUUGAAAUAAGGGAAGUUCUGGAGAAGGAGAGGCGACUAAGAAAGAUUGCACAGAAAGGUGUCGUGAAACUUUUUAACGCUAUUCUGUCCACGCAAGUUAAGACUGAAAGAGACGGCGCUGAAAAGCUUGGUAACAUCAAGAAUCGCUCUGAAAAAAAGGACAUGCUCAACGACUUAUCGAAGGAAAAGUUUUUGGACCUUGUAAAAGCCGCCGGGGACUCAUAG
Lachancea sp. 'fantastica' is the source of this 798-nucleotide messenger RNA. NCBI's taxonomy places the organism in Eukaryota, Fungi, Ascomycota, Saccharomycetes, Saccharomycetales, Saccharomycetaceae. The record is from the annotation of a GenBank genome assembly.